Molecule: messenger RNA, 4121 nt
Organism: Asterias rubens (European starfish)
Lineage: Eukaryota; Metazoa; Echinodermata; Asteroidea; Forcipulatida; Asteriidae
Product: DNA-binding protein SMUBP-2-like
Exons: 14
Coding region: 70-3363 (1097 amino acids)
Molecular function (GO): zinc ion binding; ATP hydrolysis activity; 5'-3' DNA helicase activity
Source: RefSeq, a predicted model, not a curated record
AUGGCAGUAAGUGCAGUGUGUAAGAAACUGAAAAGAUAACACAGUUUUUGAUCUAGAAAGCUUCAAGAAAUGGCUGUAAGAAAUUUCGUCCAGAAACAUACUGAGCUACUCUCCUUAGAAAGAGAAGCCGAAAUAGCUGAAACAAGUGCAUUGAUUGAAAACACACCUUUGAAGGAGCUGCAGAGGCGAGGGGUUUGUCUUCUGAAGCUACACCUAGUCAACCAAUCCACCGGGCUCUAUGGGAGAACGCUGGUCAAGUUUGCACCUAACAAGGGGCGUGGUGAUGGCAACCUACCCGCUCAUAACCUUAACCCAGGAGACAUCGUUGGAGUUGGCCAAUCUCAUGGGGGCGGAGCCUCCUCAACAGAUGAUCCAUCAGGCAUCGUGUCAAAGGUCACCAAGGCGGCCAUUACUGUUGCCUUUGACCAUAAAGAUACCGAGGAUGGUCCUGUGACCUUUGACCAUGAAGGACUGUACAGAUUGACCAAGUUGGCUAAUGAUGUCACGUAUAGACGCCUGAAAAAGGCUCUACAAAGCCUUGAUUCUUACACCACCGGCCCAGCAAGUCACCUGAUUGAUGUGUUAUUUGGUGAGGCCAAUGUCAGACCUCAGACAAGACCAGAUCAGCCUUCUUCAGAUCAGACGGGUUCAUCCGACUUUCAGUUGUUCAAUGAAAACCUGGACCAAUCGCAGCAAGAUGCGAUGACCUUUGCCCUCUCCCAACGAGAUGUUGCCGUCAUCCACGGUCCUCCUGGAACUGGGAAAACGACAACGGUUGUAGAAAUUAUCAGACAAGCAGUCAAGCAGAAACUGAAGGUUCUGGCGUGUGCACCGUCCAACAUAGCUGUUGAUAACCUCGUUGAGAGGCUGGCUGCAAGUAAAGUCCGCAUCGUGCGUAUCGGCCAUCCAGCCAGACUCCUGCCGAGCAUUCAGAAGUACGCCCUCGACGCCAUCGUUGCGUCCAGUGACGAGGCAAGAAUCGUUCAAGAUGUGCGCAAAGAGAUUGACCAAACAAGGAUUCAGUUAUCCAAGUCCAAACAAGGCAAGGAGAAACGUCAUCUCCGGGACGAGGCUAAGAUCCUCCGCAAGGAGCUGCGAGAGCGGGAACGGCACGCCAUCCGAGAGAUCCUCCAGCGUGCCGACGUCGUCUUAGCCACCAACACCAGCGCCUCGCUGUCUGGACCGCUGAGCUACCUCCCUGAGGACCAUUUUGAUGUGGUUGUGAUCGAUGAAUGUGCUCAAGCUGUAGAGGCUAGUUGCUGGAUCCCACUCAUGUAUGCUCCGCGGUGUAUCCUAGCUGGCGACCAUCAACAGCUACCACCAACUAUUCUCUCAGACAAAGCUGCAUCCGACGGUCUUGCUGUGUCCCUCAUGGAGAGAGCCGUCAACCUCCACUCAGAUCAAAUCACCAAGAUGCUGACGACCCAGUAUCGUAUGAACGCUGCCAUCAUGCAGUGGAGCUCAGACGAGCUCUAUGAUAGUAAGCUGAUCGCUGCGGACUCAGUCUCCAGCCACCUCCUCUCAGACCUCCCUGGGGUGGAGGCGACGGAGGAUACCUCAGUCCCUCUGGUUCUCAUCGAUACGACAGGGUGUGACUUGUACGAGCUUGAGGUAGAGUCAGAGGUGUCUAAAGGGAACGAGGGGGAGGCGGACCUCGUUGUGGUUCAUGUAGAGAGACUUCUAGCCACUGGAUUAGCGGCAUCAGAGAUUGCGGUCAUUGCCCCGUAUAACCUACAGGUGGAGUUGUUGAGACUGCGACUGAGCGGCAGGCAUCGUAGUGUAGAGAUCAAGUCAGUUGAUGGCUUCCAGGGGAGAGAGAAAGAGGCUGUGGUCAUAUCCCUCGUCAGGUCAAAUAGCAGAGGGGAAGUUGGUUUCUUAGCUGAAGAUCGUCGGAUCAACGUUGCGGUGACCCGAGCCCGUCGUCAUGUUGCAGUCAUCUGUGAUUCCGAGACAGUCAGCCAUCAUGGAUUCCUGAAGAAUCUAGUGGAGUACAUGUCGGCCAACGGGGAGGUCAGGAGUGCCUUCCAAUAUCAAGAAGAAAUUGACAUCAGCGAAUAUACAAGACCGGAUCAUCUCAUCUUGAGACAAAGCAAGCAAUCCUCAGGUGCCGAGAAGGGUACCAGACCGAAGCAACCUCGACCCCAGGCAAAGCAUUAUAACAUCCCUGGGAACAAGGAAAGGACGUUUGACGCUGAAGCCUCUGCAAAGAAAGAGAUUGAGUUGACGGAACAAGUGCAGCGCUUCUCCCGAGACCAGACUAAAGAUGAAAUCCAGUUUCCAUCUAGUCUCAACUCCCAUGAUCGACUAGUUGUUCAUCAGCUUUCAGAGAAACUUGGACUGAACCAUUUCAGUGUGGGGGAGGGUAAAGAAAGACACAUCACCAUCAGCAAAAAGCCAAUCGCAGCCGAGGAAUCUAAAGUCGACUCAUCCCAGGAUACAUUGGGGGAGAAGUCUCUCGAAGACGCAAAUGAUGUGGGUUCGACGGGAACAGAUUCAAAUGUUGAUGUCAUCAUUGAAGAGUUGAGAACUAAAAAUCCCAUGGAAGCCAUCGGUGAUUUGGCUCUGGAUGCUCAAGAAGUUUUAACCCACAAUGCUGAGGGAAGUUUUGUAGACUGCGGCCACGAAACACAUUCGAAUCACGUUGCAGAUUUAUCAAAUGUGGAGUGUGUGAACAACCUCAAAGUAUCUACAAAAGCCACAGAACACUCUUCAAAAACCAAGAAACUGUCUACAGAAGCGCAAGAACAAUCUACCAAAUCAAUGAAACUUUCUACAGAAGCCCAAGAACAAUCUUCACAGACAACGAAAGUUCAGACACCGGAGGUGAAAGAGCCCGUUGAGAAGAUAGACCUUUACAAGUGUAAGUUCUGUAAGAAGAAACUCCCAGCCGGAAACGUCUUCCUCCACGAAAUACACUGCGAGAAAGUUACAGAGGAUAAGCAGCGUCUUAAGGAUGCGUCUGCUGGAGCCAAGAAGAAGAUGGAUAAGAGCAAACAGCGCAACCUCCUUGAGAAGACCACGGAGGAGGACUUUGACGCUCUUAUUGCCAUAGCGAUCAAAUCCGAUACAAGAUGCAAUUAUGUAAAAUGCAAAGAGAAGAUCUCUCUGACUGGAAUCCUGUGUCAGUUCUGUAACCGUCGAUACUGCUUCGGCCACAACAUGCCGGAGGUGCACGGAUGCACGGAGAUGGCGAGGGCGCACGCCCGGAAGGUUGUCCAUAGGGAGAAGGUCGUCAGGGCUGGGAGUGGGGUUAAGGAACGCAAGGUGGACCCUAAUGUCCGGGCGCACUUAGAACGACAACUGGACAAGAAACGAAACGAGAUGGCAGAGAAACGGACUAGAAAAUCAUCUAAGAAGAAAUAGUUAAUUAUAAGAAAAACUAUAACUGUAUAAGCUUGUGAGUAAAAAAAUCUUUGAGGGAGAUGAGUUGGUUCUGAUAAGAUCUGGGCCCAAUUUCAAAGAGCCGCUUCACGGUAAGAAAACUUUUGUGCUAACUGUAGCAGAAAAUGUUUCACAUGUAAGCAGGAAGAUUAGGCAGCCAUCUUGCACUGUGGGUUUACUUUGCUACUUCAUUCAUUUUCGUGCCUUUUUGUGUGCUUACGGUGAGCAGCGCUUUGAAAUAGAAAUCAUACAGUAAGCACAAAAUCGACCAUUAAGCAGCGCUAUGAAAUUUGGCCCUGGGCCCAAUUUCAUAGCGCUGCUUAAGCGUAAACCUAUCUUACGAGCGGUUGCUAGUUUAAGCACGUAAACAAACUGCGCGCGCAUGAUUUUAGAUCGUUUGCUUAAAAAAAAGUCAUCACCUUCUCUGUCUGAUAUAUGUAUUAUUUGUAAUGGUUCAAAGUGCCCCUUGGCAGGUUUACACACUAACUUGAGAGUAAACACGAAGAAAAUACAUUGUACAAUAUUUCUUGAACACUUUUGACACUCGUUUACUUCGCUGCACCUACCGUACGAACACGCGUAAAAUACACACAGCUGCGCAACCACACAAACAACGUAUUGCAAUGAUGUUGCACUAUGCGCUGUGCUUAAGGACCCUUCUUGUUUGCUUUGCUUUAAGCAAAAAACAUUGCUUAAAAAGCAAGGCCAUGAAAUGAAAAAUUUGCUAGGUGGGCCUGUUA